Aspergillus affinis is the source of this 5691-nucleotide messenger RNA. RefSeq names its product glucose-methanol-choline oxidoreductase. The record is from RefSeq and is a predicted model, not a curated record. The coding region runs from base 1 to 5691 and encodes 1896 amino acids. NCBI's taxonomy places the organism in Eukaryota, Fungi, Ascomycota, Eurotiomycetes, Eurotiales, Aspergillaceae. Gene Ontology annotation, biological process: protein phosphorylation. Gene Ontology annotation, molecular function: oxidoreductase activity, acting on CH-OH group of donors; ATP binding; protein kinase activity. The transcript is spliced from 10 exons.
AUGUUAGAAAAUCUAGAAGAUAGCCUGAAUGAUGAGGUGGGUCAAGACCCUCUUCUUGAGGUCGAGGAUACAAUAGACCAGCUCUUCCGCUUUUCACGAGCCGUUCGUCGAUCGGGCAUUCUGCGCAGAUUUGUGAGAGUUGCGAGAUACACUCAAUACGAUGACCACGGCGUGAACAUAACCGAAGAAUUUCGCAAAGGAGUUGAACGAAUUAUUGAGUUACGCCUACGGGAUUCCAGAGCGGGCGAGGAGUUGAAACGGCGGCUCAUGGAAACGAUUUGUCUUCGUCAGCAGCAUUUUGCCUACCUCAAAGAUCGUCAAAUCCAAAGCGUGUCGCAGCUCCAGUCGCAGCCCCUGUCCCCGACAAGAAGCACGCUUGCAGCGUCGUUUAGCGUAAGACACUCAUUAAAAUCAGGUGACCAACCAGCGCAACAAAGAAAACCGAAGCCUGCACCACGGGAGGGACCAUCCGUCUUCUCCGCAACAACAUUGCAGUCAGACAGACUUCCUAACACCUAUGCUCGCAGUGAGAAUGUCAACAACGACGAUGACAACAAAAACAAUAUUGUGCCCGAGGCAGUAUAUUUACCAGAUCCCCCUCUCUCGUCACCAUCCCAGAGAGAGUAUCAGGGUGAUGUCGCACAAAAUGAGCUUCUAAGACAUGUUGCAGAGCACCUUAUAGCACUAUCACAAAUAUCUCUUAUCGAUGUGGACGAUAAUGUGGCUCGUUCAGUCGUCGAGCCACAUUCGUCAAGAGAGGAUGGCAAUAGCUCUGCAGGCUCGGAGUUUAUUGCGGAGCGUAUGGAACUCAUUGGCGAGGCGGAAGCUGAAUUCAUGGACGAAGAUUUACAGCAGCUCUCCUGCCCUCCAAGUACAGAAAGCCUGCAUUGGGAGUUUGUAUUGAAACAACUUCCACAAGCCGAUUCCCAAAGAUUGGAAGACCCUAUAAUCCAGUCAUUCAUUGAGCACAACCAACAAAAUGCACCAUUCCUUCAGGCGCAGUAUCGAUCAAACGGGCCGCGCCAUCUAACCUCGGCCUCAACUCAAUUGAGACAAUCUUUGAUUCAAGCGGAGCUUAGAGUGUUUUUCCAGGGGACUGAGCAGAAUUUUGUACCGGUUUCGUCGCGCAGGGAACUUAUCACAAUGAUGACCGUAUUGACAAUAUUACAAGAGCUUGGAAUCACAGACAAAGCUUCAUCGACCGCUCUUGCGCGUGGAAUCCUCGAGAGCUCUGACAUUAUUUUCGCUUUCCUGGUCCAUCAAAAUGCAGAGGCUUCUAUUUUGAGCUUCAUUCAAGAGGGAAUAAGAGAUGAUGACUUGCCAUUUAUUAUGUCUCACGAUAAGUCAACAUUGGAGACGAAGGAUGGCAGACCAAUCGGCUCCGUUGAAGACUGGGAUAGUGACUCCAUUAGAAGGUUAGAGUCUGAUCAGUAUCGCUACCAGGCACCGAUAUUCCAUUAUCAGCAACAUUGUGAAUUGAGCGAUAAUUGUGUAUUUCCCAUAACGGACCUGGGCGCCGAAGAAGAUUUCCCAAACGUGUUUAGAGCACAAAUUCAUGCCGAACAUCAUGAUUUCUAUCUAGAGCCUUCAUCUGGGAAAAACUGGGAAUUUCUAGAAAUCCAGAGGCUCAUUGGUCAGCAUAAUGAAAACUGGUUCUGGAAGAUCCGGAACUUCCAUGAGGGUGUUGGAAUGCUUGACGAAGGUGCACACUUUCAAACACUUUUAUGCACUUUCAGAUACCAAGGAGACUUCUUUCUCAUCUUUCCGUGGGCUGAUGGCAACAUCCAGGACUUAUGGAACACUUAUAUAAAUCAGAAACCUACCGAAGCUUUAAUUUCAUGGUCGUUGACGCAAAUGGGUAAUAUUGCUCACAGUCUUGCGAAAGUGCACCAGCGGACGCAGUUCGAGUUUCACGGAGGCAUGGGGCCAAAUAGGAUUAAAUUCUUUUCGAACCGCCAAGCUCAAGAUGCGUCGGUGGACACUUGCCCCAUUACAGCUACAAUUUUGGCAGUAGCGUACCCUGGCAAGGACAACAAUAUUUAUCACGACAGUGGAUUUGUCAAUGUUAGAGACAGGGAAGGGCUAUUGACCUACGGUGCCCCUGACGCCCUUAGAGGUCAGGGUAUGUCUUCAGCAGCAGACGUCUGGUCCCUGGGAUGUACGUAUCUUGAAUUCGUGUCAUGGCUUUUGCUGGGAUAUGACGGAAUAAUGAAGUUUUCUGAUUGGCGAGGGUUAGAGGACGACACGCCUGAGAUGCAGACCGAUUAUUUCUACGCACUUGAUCUGCAAGGGAUUCGACCAUCCAUUUUCAAGUGGACGGAAAAACUCAAAAGCCAUUCAGAAUGUCCCAAACCUCUUAUCGCGAUCAUCGAUUUCGUCAUGACUGAGAUGAUAUUGUUGAAACCUGAUGAUCGUAGCUCUGCUGAGAGAGUAUUUCAGUGGUUCAGAGAGCUCCACAGGGAAACUUGUGAGGAGGGCUCGCAGGUACUUUCAACUGCGGCACAAUCAUUUUUAGCCACUUCGCGUGAACGAUAUUUGAUCAAAAAGAAUGAUGCCUGCGGACCCGCAAUGCAGAGUGCAAUAUUAAGCUUCAAUGUGCUUAUGUUCCAAGAAUAUCUAUUGGAAUCGCUGCCAGAAAAGUCCAACAAAUUCAUUGUGGUUCUAGAGGUUGGAAAAAACCUCCUCGAUGAUCCUCGGGUUAACAUUCCGGCCCUCUGGACCACGUUGAUGGGGUCCGAGGCGGAUUGGCAGCUGCAGACUGUACCUCAGGCCAACCUGGGAGGUCGUGUGAUCAAGGAACCCCAGGGGAAGCUCCUGGGUGGUUCUUCUGGAAUCAAUGGCCAGGCGUUUAUUGCGCCGUCCCAAGCGGGAAUCGACGCCUGGUCAAAGUUAAGCGCGAGAGAUUGGUCAUGGGAGAACCUUCAUCCGUACUACAAGAAGUCCUAUACCAUUCAACUGCCCGACGAUGCAAGCAGCGAGCACAUUGGCAUCGACUGGCUGGAUCAAUUCUGUAAAGGAACCUCGGGGCCUGUCAAGGUCUCUUUUCCUGCCGUCAUUCAGGACCCGCUGUGCAAGGCUUGGGUGGAUACCUUCAAGGCGACAGGGUAUGGCAUCACAGCCGACCCAUUCUCGGGAAAAUCCACCGGUGGCUACAGCAACCUUGCUGCCGUGGAUAGCGAGACAAAAACACGGAGCUACGCCGCAAGUGCGUACGGUCGCCCGGCUAUGGUGCGGGCUAAUGUGCGUAUCGACACGGAAGCACUUGUCCAGAGGAUCAUAUUCAAAGAAUCAAGCGAACCGAAUAUGACAGCCAGUGGGGUUGAAGUGGUUGUCCAAGGUCAGACUCGUGUUAUCAACGCCAACGCGGAGGUGAUUGUAUGCGCGGGAGCUCUCAACACUCCAAAAUUGCUCGAACUCUCAGGGAUUGGGAAUGAGGAGAUCCUCCGCCAGCACAAUAUCCCAAUAAUUGUGAAUAAUCCCAACGUGGGAGAGAACCUACAGGACCAUUUGAUGAGCGGCAUCAGCUUUGAGGUGGUCGAAGGAGUUGUGACUGGAGACACACUCAUGCGUCAAGAACAGAACGCCGUGCAGGUGGCUAUGAAGCUCUAUGUGGAGCACAAAGCAGGGCUAAUGACCAUUGGAGGGGUGCAGUCCAGUUACUUCAUGCCUCUGAUUGAUCUCCAGGGCCCGGACAGCAAGAUCUCCAUGAAGAAGUAUUUGGACAACUUCCUAUCGGAUUGCAGCUAUCCUGACCAGGCCAUCCGCGAAAUUCUCGAACAGCCGGGAGCGCUCACCUGUUCCAUGUUCAUGUUCCUGGCACAGGCCAACCUGCACGAACAUGGAGUUAUCCAGAGCAUGCCUUUUUCGCGAGGCUGUGUUCAUAUUGCGUCUGCGGAUCCCAGCGACAAGCCGAUUGUGGGCCCACGCUAUUUCACGCACCCGGCCGAUCUCGAAAUUAUGGCGCAAGAUGUAGAGAAAUUGCAUAAAGCAGAACCUCUUGCCAAUUUCCUGAAAGGAAAUGGCAGACGCAACCAUCCCGAUGCAUUUCUGACCGACCUUGACUCAGCAAAGAAGAAGUAUCUCUACAGGACACUGCAACAACAUCAUAUCAUUCCAGCGGCACGGCAGCAAUGCUUCCUUGCGACAAAGGCGGAGUGGUUGAUGGCCAAUUGUGGGUAUACGAGGCGGAGAUGUAACGAAAAUGCGGAGGAGGAGCGGGGGCCCGACAGGAAGCGACGAGUUGAGGCAGGGAUGCAGCAGAGCGGUAGCCAAACAUUGGAUCAUAAGGCAAGUGAAGGGUUGGUGCCUGGUCGACUAGGCAGCGGCAUGGUGAUGGUGACCACCGUGGAGGUGUUGGUUGCGGUGGUUGAAGUGUUGGAGAUGAUGAAAGGGUGCAGUGGACGAGGACAGGUCAAUGAAUUCCACUACUACUACUACUACUACUACCACCACCACCAGCCUAUAUUUUCACCGCCAAAUGGAGCGAACGCAUCCAACAAUUAUCUGGAUGAGCCAUGGUGCGAUCCAACCAGCAAGAAUAUACCCUGCACACCCAAGUCAUCCGAGUACCCGCAACUGGGUCUGUGGAUCAUUGACCACACUCUCCAUGCUCUAAGUGGUGCCUUAAGAAUGCUCCCCUUGCGACGCUACGCAAUUCAAUCUAGUAUGAAAUGGGUGCUGGAGCACCAGGACGAAGAGGGAGAUUGGGCUGGAAUUUACCCGGCAAAAGCGCACAGUCUCUUGGCUUUGAAGCUGGAGGGCUACAGCGUCGAGUCAAGCCCUAUGGAUUAUGGACUGGAGGCUCUCGAACGGUUCUGCUGGCGGGAUGCAGAAGGAGAGCGUAUGCAGGCAAGCGUCUCUCCCGUUUGGGAUACAGUUCUUAUGACGGUUGGUCUUUGCGAUGUCGGGCUGUCCUCUGGUACGCCAUAUACCCAGAGAUCUAUGGCCUGGGUCAAAAGCAACCAAUUACUCGACAAACGCGGCGACUGGCAUGUAUACCGACCCCAGCUAGCUCCUGGUGGCUUUUGCUUCCAAUACUUCAAUCGGUACUAUCCCGACCUCGAUGACACGGCUGCCACCCUUUUAGCAAUGAUGAAGCAAGACAGCUUUGCUGCCACUACCGCGCCUGUAUCGCGGGCCGCGGACUUUUUGCUCGGUCUUCAGAACAGCGAUGGUGGGUGGGGCGCUUAUGAGGUCGAUAACAAUAGUCUUUGGUUGAACCAGACUCCGUUCAGUGAUAUGGACUGCCUCUGUGAUCCCGCAACCGCCGACAUUACCGGUCGACUCUUCGGAGGCUGGUUUGGACGGUGGGGCGUCAACAACAUUUACGGGACUAGUAAUGCCCUUUGCGGCCUCGGCCAAUGGGCUGCAAGCGACAAGAAUAUCCAACGCAUGGUUCCACCGGAAAUUCAAUGUUUGAAGGCAAUUCAGAACGCGGACGGUGGUUGGGGAGAGCCCGUCUUGUCUUACAAGGACAUUAGCUACGCAGGUCGGGGUCCAUCAACAGCUUCUCAGACGGCUUGGGCUCUAAUGGGCCUUCUUCCGUUCCUUCCAUCCCCCGAUGAGGUUGUUGUUCGGGGGAUUCGGUACCUCCUGCGUACGCAGUCCAAGAUCUCAGCAAAUGGAGGAGCGAGCUGGUCUGAGACGUUUUACACAGGAAUGGGAUUCAAACUGGUUUUACAUGAAAUAUGA